Molecule: messenger RNA, 1056 nt
Organism: Cladophialophora carrionii CBS 160.54
Lineage: Eukaryota; Fungi; Ascomycota; Eurotiomycetes; Chaetothyriales; Herpotrichiellaceae
Exons: 2
Coding region: 1-1056 (351 amino acids)
Molecular function (GO): dioxygenase activity
Source: RefSeq, a predicted model, not a curated record
AUGGUUCUCACAACCUCACACCACCAGUACCCACCCUUUGCCGAAGGGGUAACAACGGCACCACUCGUCUCUAUUUCUCUCAGUAAGCUUGAAGCCGAUGAUGCGGCCGAGUCGCGUUCCUUCUUCAAGGCUUCGAGAGAGCUCGGCUUCUUCUACCUGAGCAUGGAAGGCUCUGCUCUGGGCGAAAAGCUGGUCUCACAAGCCGAACGACUGCACGUCAUACAAAAGGAGUUUCAUAGUCUUCCCGAUGCGGAGAAGGACAAGGUUGCUCGUGAGAAAAUCGACCCUUUCUUCGGGUAUCGCCAUCUAGGUACCACGGAGAUGGAAGAUGGCUCCGUACAGCGAAAUGAGAAUUACAACAUGCGCAAAGACGACCUCGUCGGCAAUUGCAAGCCACUUCCGUGCCCGGACCUGAUCAAACGGAACUGGGAUCUGUUAGCGAGCUACGCCCGGAAUUGUCGAGCCGCUAUCGACAUCAUGUUCACACACCUCGAGAGAAACCUGGAGCUGCCGAUAGGAACACUCGCGAAACUACAUCGGAUUGAGGAGCGAUCGGGCGACCACAUAAGGUUCAAUAAGACGGCGCCAGGAAAGUUCAGCGAGGAGAAAGCCAGGCUAGGCGAGCAUACCGACUUUGGCUCCCUUACCAUCCUCUUCAAUUGGCUGGGCGGACUGCAGAUUCGCCUUCCGCAAACGAACGAAUGGGUCUAUGUACGGCCUGUCCCUGGCUCGGCGGUAGUCAAUCUUGGGGAUGCCCUGGUCAGAUUUACAGCCGGGUUGUUACGAUCCAACGUCCAUCGCGUCGUCCCUCCGCUGCCGCCGCAGGACAAGAUCGAUCGGCACAGUCUGGUGUUCUUCUCCCGACCUGAGGAUUCAGUCGUGCUACGGCGGCUCAAGGGGGGCCUCAUCGACCAGCAACCAGAGUCGCAGAAGGAGGAAUUGGAGUUGACAAGUGAGGAGUGGAUUUUGAGGCGGAGUGUGGGAGAUCUGAAGGGGGUGUAUACGCACCAGGGCGGUCUCGAGCUGCGUCUCCCUAUGGUUCAAGGGAAGGCUUAG